Molecule: messenger RNA, 1347 nt
Organism: Parnassius apollo (apollo)
Lineage: Eukaryota; Metazoa; Arthropoda; Insecta; Lepidoptera; Papilionidae
Source: the annotation of a GenBank genome assembly
AUGAGCAUAUCUUCAUUUGAAGAGCUUUUAAGUUUAUUAUCACCAUAUCUUCAGAAACGAUCAUACAAGGGGAGAAUUCCUGUUAUGCCUCUGGAAAUGAUUGGCCUCACUAUCCGGCCUAUCGACCUCAUACCGCACUGGAGAGUAAAAAUUGACAUUCAGUGCGGAUACAAGGCCUAUAGGCCUUAUGGGAAGUACAAUGCCUAUCUGCCUAAUACCGCACUGAUUGAAGAGUCAAAAUUAAUUAGUGUUGUGUUGACAGCUUUUACAAAUGCAUGGCCAGUUUACAAGAAAAAAAAACAAAUUCAAAUCCUUCAGGAUGUUAUUGUUAAGCCAGCUUCUACAAGCAGUGAAACUACAACUUUUCAAGAACCUCGCUGCAGUUCAUCUAUUGCUUUUCAAGAACCUAGCUUCAGUUCAACUUUACACGAUAGCUCAAUGCGGGUAAGUCCUCAAGUUAGAAAGACUUAUUUAGACUUUACGCCUAAAAGAAAGAAAAUACAAAAAGCAGAAAACGAUGUUUAUGUUAGUCCUAGUACUGGCAAUACUCUUCAUGUACUGGAAAACGCUGUAUACGGACUUGACUCAACUCCUAUCCGCAAAUAUUAUAAUUUACGAAAAGAAACCCCAGUAACUCCGAACGUAUCAAAUCUUACAAGCAGGACUAGUUCUAUUAGUGACAUUUCAUGUGCAAAAUCCUUAUUAUGCCCACUAUUCAACGAGGAAAUCUGUGCAAUAUAUAACACCCAAACGCAGAAUAAUCAAAGUUCAUUGACAAAUUUGAAUAUUUCUACAAUUUAUGGUAAAGAUUUAAAUCCAGAUGCAUCUAAUAACAAUUAUACUCCCAACCCUUCCGAGAAAAUCUGUGCAAUAUAUGACACUCAAACGCAAAAUGAACAAAGUUCAUUAACAUAUUUGAAUAUUCCUGCAAAUUCUGCUAAAGAUUUUGAACCCGAUUCAUCUGAUGAUAGUUAUGCUCCCAACUCGUCUGACCUAGAAACUGAUUCUUCUUACUCCGACGAUAGUGAUAGUGAUGAUAGCGUAAUAACUUACUAUGAAAACAGUUCUGAAACCGAAUUAGUUCAAAUACUUGAAAAUACUCAAUGUACAGAAAACAAUAAUUUUGACGAGUGGGAAGACAUUAACGAUACAAAACCUGAUUUCGAUGAAUUCACAGAUAAUUGUAGACCAAACAUUCCGGAUAAUACUAUAACGUCAGCAGAUUUUUACAGUCUAUUUGUAACGGAUGAAAUUAUUGAGCAAAUGGUAAUAAACACAAACAAUUACGCACAAGGUCUUAUUAGUAAUCUAAGUAAUCUUAAGCCUAAAUCACGCUUGCGAGCCUAG